AUGAAGGACCUUCUUACUAAUAAGAGGAAAUUGGAAGACUUGGACACUGUAACUUUAUCGGGGAAUUGUUCAGCCAUAAUUCAAAAGAAGUUGCUGAAGAAACUAAAUGAUCUGGGUAGCUUUAUUAUCCCUUGUGUGCUUGGAGAAGGGAUGCAGGAAAAUGCUUUGGCUGAUUCGGGGGAAAUGAGAAAACCCAGAGGAGUUGUCCAGAAUGUUCUUGUGAGGGUUGAUAAACUCAUCAUUCCGGUGGAGUUUGUAAUAUUAGAUGUGGAUGAUGAUGUAGAGGUCCCAUUGAUCCUUGGCUGCCUUUUCCUCAACAGCUCAAGAACCUUAAUCGAUAAUAAGGGAUGGAAGAUGACAUUGAGAGUGGGGGAUGAACAAGUUGUCUUCACUCUUCCAGAGGCUAUGAAGCACACACUAGACUAUGAUGAUACUUUAUAUUUCACUGAUGUAACUAAUGUAAUAAUUUAUGAUUAUGUGCAGAAAGUUCUUACUUUAAAUCCCUUAGACGAGUACUUUGAUGGAAUCGAGAUCGAAGAAACUGAAGUAAGGGACCCCCUUAACUCCGCCAACCAAAAAAUAUCCCGAGUGGAAGUUGUAUCUCCUCUGUGUUGUAAGAAAAAGAAGACUUUGAAGAAGGCAUAG
Molecule: messenger RNA, 645 nt
Organism: Dioscorea cayenensis subsp. rotundata (Guinea yam)
Lineage: Eukaryota; Viridiplantae; Streptophyta; Magnoliopsida; Dioscoreales; Dioscoreaceae
Exons: 2
Coding region: 1-645 (214 amino acids)
Source: RefSeq, a predicted model, not a curated record